Ziziphus jujuba (common jujube) is the source of this 2580-nucleotide messenger RNA. RefSeq names its product phosphatidylinositol/phosphatidylcholine transfer protein SFH13. The coding region runs from base 447 to 2312 and encodes 621 amino acids. The transcript has 15 exons. The record is from RefSeq and is a predicted model, not a curated record. NCBI's taxonomy places the organism in Eukaryota, Viridiplantae, Streptophyta, Magnoliopsida, Rosales, Rhamnaceae.
UAUUAAAAAUAAAUAAAUAAAAAUAUAAAAUUACACGCUCCCCAAACCCAAACCCAAGCCAACCUCGACAAGGCCACAGCUCAAGCUCAAGCUCCAGAGUUUCCUCUUUUCCUUCUCCAAGUCUCUCUGUUUGUCAGCUGUUGGAGCUUUCUUCCCAUUUUUUUAUUUUUUUUUUUCACUUAUUUUGCAUUAAUUAAUUUUAUUAAAUUAAUUAUAUUUAUUUAAUAUAUCGUUGUCUUCACACACUAUUUCUCUGUGCUAAUUCCUGCUGAUGAUUCCAACUGCCAAAUUUUCUUCACUUUCUGAUCUACUACCUCUCGUUCUUGGGUUUUUCUUCCUAAGCAUAUAGAAACAUGUAUGUGCAAGAGUUUGCUGUGGAUUUGUUCUCUUCCUCUGAAGAUUAGGAGCAACAGAGUCAAACUCUUUCUUUUUGAGCUGGAUUUGAAAUGUCAGGCCUAGACGGAUUGAGUGGUCAUGAUGAAAUUAGAGAAAGAAGAUCGGAUUUUGAGAAUUCAGAAGAUGAGAGAAGGCGUUCAAAGAUUGGCAAUCUCAAGAAGAAGGCAAUCAGUGCUUCUAAUAAGUUCACUCAUUCUCUUAAAAAGAGAGGAAAAAGAAAAAUUGACUACAGGGUUCCUCCAGUUUCCAUAGAAGAUGUACGGGAUGCAAAAGAGGAGAGUGCUGUUCUAGAAUUUCGGCAGGCACUUCUCGACAGGGAUUUGUUGCCGCCUAGGCAUGAUGACUACCAUACUUUGUUAAGAUUUUUGAAAGCUAGGGAUUUUAGCAUUGAAAAAACAAUCCAGAUGUGGGAAGAAAUGCUUAAUUGGAGAAAAGAGUUCGGAACAGACACCAUUCUGGAGGAUUUCAAAUUUGAAGAGCUGGAAGAAGUCUUGCAGUAUUACCCUCAAGGGUACCACGGGGUUGACAAGGAAGGCAGGCCAGUUUAUAUUGAAAGGUUGGGGAAAGCUCAUCCAAGUAGGCUUAUGCAAAUAACCUCAAUAGAAAGAUAUUUAAAGUAUCAUGUCCAAGAGUUUGAGAAGGCUUUACAGGAGAAAUUCCCUGCUUGUACAAUUGCUGCAAAGAGACAGAUAUGUUCAACAACAACAGUAUUGGAUGUGCAAGGCUUGGGAAUUAAAAAUUUUAGUCCAACCGCUGCAAAUCUCUUGGCAGCCAUGAGCAAGAUAGACAACAAUUACUACCCUGAGACACUACAUCAUAUGUAUAUUGUCAAUGCUGGUCCUGCUUUUAAGAAGAUGCUUUGGCCUGCUGCACAGAAAUUUCUUGAUGCUAAGACAAUUGCAAAGAUACAUGUCCUGGAACCAAAAUCCCUUCACAAACUACUUGAAGUUAUUGACACAAGUCAGUUGCCAGAAUUUCUGGGUGGAUCGUGCACAUGUCCUUGUGAAGGAGGUUGCCUUAGAUCCAAUAAGGGUCCAUGGAAUGAUCCUGAAGUAAUGAAACUUGUACAUAAUGCUGAAGCAACAUUUGUGAGGCAAAUCACUAGAGUGUCUGAUGAUCAGCAGAAAUUUAACUCAUAUAUUCAGAUACGUCCACUGAAGGGAAGAAGCAGCGAUACGUCAACAGCAGAAUCAGGGUCCGAUAUUGAUGAUCCUUGUUCUCCAUUAGGACAAAGGAGUUUUGCAUUUCCUCGCUUGGCGCCUGUCCAUGAGGAAGUCGGGACAACAGACCCAAAUGCCUAUUUUAGCUGUGAUGAUCAUUUUCCUAUUGUUGAGAAAGCUGUUAGCAAUGAUCAAGAGCUGCAUAAUUUUCAGGAUCAAUCAAUUAUAAAAGAUAGGCCGGUGAAUAUUUCUCACGAUGCAAUAUCACCAGAAGGUGGUUCAAUUAGCCAAUGGCUCAGCAUAAUUAAGGAAAAAUUUGAAAAGCGGGAUAUUCGUCGUGUGGCAAGAGUGCUAAUGUCUCUUCUAGUCAAACUGUUUGCAGUUUUUCGUAGUCUACGCAUUGAAUCUUGGAGAAGGCAGAAUAACAUUUACCCAUCUCAUUCAGAGGAACAAAACUUGAACAUCCACUCACCAACAGCUGAAGCUGUGAGUGAAGUAGACUGCAUCCUUCCAUGCAUACAGCGUCUUCAAAGAUUGGAAAAAGUUUUCGAGGAAAUUAGCAAUAAACCUGCUAAAAUUCCUUUGGAAAAGGAUAAAAUUCUCAUGGAAUCAUUGGAAAGGAUCAAGUCUGUUGAGUUUGACCUUGAGAAGACAAAGAGAGUAGUUCAUGCUACAGUGGUAAAACAACUUGAGAUUGCUCAGUUGUUGGAGAAUUUACGGGAGUCUGGAUAUCAACAGCGAAGACCCUGCUGUUGAAUACACAAAAAGCUGGAACAACCGGGUAUAUAGGGAGGUACAUUCAACCGAAGAUGUGAUUCUGGGGGCCACCAUUUCUAGUUGCUGAUACUUGGAGGAACACAGGAAGAUCAAAAAUUUUUCUUUUUUCUUUUUUCGUUUUUGGCUCAUAAAAUGUUCCUCUAAUACCGAGUAGUCCAAGUGUGUUAAGUUUUAUGGACCGUAACCGUACAUAGCCUUGAAAAUCUGUAGAGAAAAAAAAAUGUUAAAUGGAAUACUUUUCACUUCA